Oncorhynchus tshawytscha (Chinook salmon) is the source of this 1150-nucleotide messenger RNA. RefSeq lists its product as uncharacterized. The record is from RefSeq and is a predicted model, not a curated record. Bases 1 to 864 code for a protein of 287 amino acids. Lineage: Eukaryota; Metazoa; Chordata; Actinopteri; Salmoniformes; Salmonidae. The transcript is spliced from 3 exons.
AUGACAAGCAAACUAAAUUAUUGGAGGAGAUGGGGGGGUACGCUGAAGAAAAGGAGGGGAAAAAGACUAAAACCAAACUGCUUUGUGGGACGAAUAAAUCUACGCCUCAGGAAUGACAGGGUGGACAGUACAGUACAGUACAUACCGGAGAUGAAGGGCCAGCAGAUGGAGAGGGUGGACAGUACAGUACAUACAGGAGAUGCCCAGCAGAUGGAGAGGGUGGACAGUACAGUACAGUACAUACAGGAGAUGAAGGGCCAGCAGAUGGAGAGGGUGUACAGUACAGUACAGUACAUACAGGAGAUGAAGGGCCAGCAGAUGGAGAGGGUGGACAGUACAGUACAGUACAUACAGGAGAUGAAGGGCCAGCAGAUGGAGAGGGUGGACAGUACUGUACAGUACAUACAGGAGAUGAAGGGCCAGCAGAUGGAGAGGGUGGACAGUACAGUACAGUACAUACAGGAGGCCCAGCAGAUGGAGAGGGUGGACAGUACUGUACAGUACAUACAGGAGAUGAAGGGCCAGCAGAUGGAGAGGGUGGACAGUACAGUACAGUACAUACAGGAGAUGAAGGGCCAGCAGAUGGAGAGGGUGGACAGUACAGUACAGUACAUACAGGAGAUGAAGGGCCAGCAGAUGGAGAGGGUGGACAGUACAGUACAGUACAUACAGGAGAUGAAGGGCCAGCAGAUGGAGAGGGUGGACAGUACAGUACAGUACAUACAGGAGGGCCAGCAGAUGGAGAGGGUGGACAGUACUGUACAGUACAUACAGGAGGCCCAGCAGAUGGAGAGGGUGGACAGUACAGUACAGUACAUACAGGAGGCCCAGCGGAUGGAGAGGGUGGACCGAGGCGGGACAUGAUGAGGGAACAGUGCCUUACCGGGUCUGAGCAGAGCUAUGCAAGAUGGAGGGAAGAGGAAGGCAUCAGCAACACGUCAGCAACACGUCAGCAACACGUCAGCACAUCAUGUGGAGACUGAUACACGGGGGCUGAUGUUUCUGACAUAACGAUGGGAGGCUGUGUGUGUGUGUGUGUGAGUGGUGUGUCUCGGAGACAGCGUGGACGGAGUGUGUGUUGGAGAUAAGACAAGGAGGAAGGAUGAUAGAGAGUGAAGGAGGGAGAGAGGGAGGGAGGGGGAGAGAGAAA